Artibeus jamaicensis (Jamaican fruit-eating bat) is the source of this 13891-nucleotide messenger RNA. It is a transcript of the gene PXMP4, whose product is annotated as peroxisomal membrane protein 4. Gene Ontology annotation, cellular component: peroxisomal membrane. The coding region runs from base 95 to 733 and encodes 212 amino acids. The transcript is spliced from 4 exons. NCBI's taxonomy places the organism in Eukaryota, Metazoa, Chordata, Mammalia, Chiroptera, Phyllostomidae. The record is from RefSeq and is a predicted model, not a curated record.
GCACAAGGAGCUGAGGGCGGUGCAGCCAGAACUGGGACUGUCCAGGCGCGUCGGGCUCGGUUUCAGUAUUCCGCCCCAGCGCUAUACCCUUGCUAUGGCAGCCCCGUCGCACCUGCAGGGUCUACUCCUGGCCGUCAACACACUGCUGCGCAAGCGCCGCUACCACGCAGCGUUGGCAGUGCUGAAAGGCUUCCGGAACGGGGCAGUCUAUGGAGUCAAAAUCCGGGCCCCUCAUGCACUGGUCAUGACCUUUCUCUUCCGGAGUGGCAGCCUCCGUGAGAAGCUUCGGGCCAUCCUGCAAGCCACGUACACCCAUUCUUCUACCCUGGCCUGCUUCGUGUUCACCUAUAAGGGGCUCUGUGCCCUGCAGUCCCAUGUGCAGGGCAAGACCUACCAGGUGCACUCAUUCCUGGCUGCCUUCUUUGGGGGCUUGCUGAUGUUUGGAGAUAACAAUAGUAUCAACAGCCAGAUCAACAUGUACCUGUUGUCACGCGUCCUAUUUGCCCUGUGCCGCCUGGGAGUGAAGAAGGGCUACAUUCCUGAACCUAAGUGGGACCCAUUCCCACUGUUCACGGCAGUAGUGUGGGGGCUGGUGCUGUGGCUCUUCGAGUACCACCGGCCCACACUGCAGCCCUCGCUGCAGUCCUCCAUGACUUACUUGUAUGAGGACAGCAAUGUGUGGCACGACAUCUCAGAUUUCCUCAUCUACAACAAGAGACGUCCCUCGAAGUAACGCAGCCCUGAAGUGCUUAUGAGGGCUUCUGCUGGAGUAGGCUCUAGGUGGUGUCCAUGAGUGAAAUCUCCCAGAGGAUCCUGCUUUCUCAAGAUCACGGCUCUCAGACUCUUAACUUCUGUUAUCCCCGGGGUUCCAUUGUCCAAAGCAAAAGCACCAGUUUUCAAAUCCUGUUAGGUAUUCUUGAGUGGCGGAACAAGUGGCUGCAUCAGGCUGAGGAGCCUUGGGCAUGGUUCCAGCUGUGCUGCUAACCUCUGUGAGGCGCCCCCACCUAGGCCUCAGGGGCUGUGAAGCUCAGAGGAGGGCCCUGAAAUCUCUUCCUGGUGGGUAUGUUCUUUGGCUGUUGUUAUGCUGGUGGGAGUGGGGUUGGCAGAUAUGUUUUUACAAAAUACGAAGUUUUUUCUCUCAGGUGUUGUAUUGGAGAAGCUCUAGAGUGCCGCUGUCCAAAAGAAAUGCAGCAACAGUCCUAUAUGUAAUUGAAAAGUUCCUAGUAGCCACAUUUUUAAAAAGUGGAAAGAAGCAGAUGAGAUUAACCUUAAUUAUAUUUUAGCCCAAAUUUCUAAAAUAUCAUCAUUUCACCAUAAAUUAAUAUGAAAAUUAAUGAGAUCUUUUCAGUUCUUUUUUUUUUUUCUUAUACUAAGUCAUCCAAAUGAGGUGUGUGUUUUAUACUCGCAGCACAUAUCUGUUUGGACCAGUCCCAUUCGAGGUGCUCAGUGAGUAGCCACAUGUGGCCAGUGGCGACCGUAUUGGACUGCACAGAUAUAGAACACACCUAUUAUCACAGAAAAUUCUAGUGGACAGCGCGGAUCUAGAGCUGGAGGACAUGGUUUUGAGUCCCCACUUCACCACUGUGUGAGUUUGAGGAAGUUUCUUAAAGCCUCAGAGGUUCACAGCCUCCGUUUCUUGUAAAAUGAGGAUAAUUGCAAUAGUGCCCCACGUCCACGUUGGGCUUGCGUAACCAUGGCUGCUGUUUCCACUACUAACCACUUCCAUUUAGUGGACUCCUACUUCUUUCUGGGUGCUUUGCACAUAUUAUUUUUAAUCUAUACAAUGACCUUGCAGAUCUGUAUUUUGAUUUUCAUUCCACAGAUGUGGAAACUGAGAAUCAGAGAAGGGAAAUAACUUGCCCGAGGUAUACGGCUCGUGUGGUCGCCCAAUCAGGGUUUGAACCCAGAUCUAUCCGAUUGCUGAGCCUAUGUGUUUUUCAGUGCCUUACUUUAAAGAUUUUAUUUAUUUACUUUUUUAGAGAGAGGGGAAGGGAGGGAAAAAGAAAGGGCUAGAAACAUGAGGGUGUGAGAGAUGGAUUGAUCAGUUGCCUCUCCCACACCCCCAACCAGAGACUGACCACGCAUGUGCCCUAACUAGGAAUCGAACUGACGACCUUUUGAUUCACAGGCCGGUGCUCAAUCCACUGAACCUCAGUGCCUUACUUUAAAUUUAGAAACCUAAGCUAAGCUAUGCAAAUGUUAGCUAAUUACAGGGCCUGUUCCAGAGUGGGGUACAAACUCAAAUGCCUAAAGGGGUCUGGCAGUGACAUAAAUGAUUAUGUUCUGGGUGCUUUGCAGUAGGGACUGAUGGGGACUCAGUGAACUGGAGACUUAUGUGCCAGUCUGUUUUUUUACAAACAAACCGGACAAGUCAAUCAGGUCUCCAGGAAAUUUUGGUCUAUGACUCGCUAAUUGGCAUCCCUUGGCCUAAUGGGAAUACUUCAGUCUCUCUUUUUUAUUAUUUUAGCAGUUACUAGUAGAAGCAUGCACAUGAGUCACUGGAGAGCUCAUUAAAAUGCAGAAUCUGAUUCAGUGGGUUUGGGGUGGGGCCUGAAAUAUUCUGCAGGCCUCACAGACUCCCAGGUGCUGCUGCUGGUCUGAGCCACACUUUGAGUAACAAGAUAGCAGGGGAUGAUAUGGGGCCAACCAUUAUCCCAUGUCACAAAUGAGGGGACUAAAUUAAACACAGCUGUCAGGUAACAGAGGAGAGAUUAGGUCUUAUUCUAGCAGUUGUGUUCUCAGCCACAAUGUUGUACAGCAAACUUGGAGAAAGGGAUCUUGAAGCUUCCUUAGUUCACUCUGUGGAGGCUGAAUGAGAUCCCAAAAUUAUGGGGAGGAAAGGGACUGGCUAUCAGCAAGCAGGUUUUAUAACAGAUGCUGGGGGUGCCCUGCCCAUAUUGCCUCUAGCUUAUGACUUCAGUGCACAUCAGCCAAAUUUUACAAGUGCCACCCCUCGUUUUUCUGCCCAAGGGCUCUCACUUGCUACUGGCACCUGCUUUGCCACCCUGCAGUGCUGAAGGAUUAACACAUCCAAGAGUAGCUCUUAACCAAUGACUGAUGAUGAAUAUGCUCCUGUAUCCCUAGCCCAGUAGGCAUGUUUCCCUCUGGCUCCCAGGGCCCAGCAGGACUGAGCUUCUGGUUGUCCACAGUGGUCACUUGCUUGGUAACACCCCCAUCUUUGUCUCCCUUUCUCAUUCCCCUACCAGUGCUUCCUGGGACUACUUCCCAUAUAAACCACAUGUACUCAAAUCCUUGUCUUGGGGUCUGCUAUUGGGGGAACCCAAACUAAAAUGGGCCUCUGGUGUAGCAAGUUGAGAGAUAAUAUAAUAUAACAUGAUGGCUGGGGAUGUAGGCUUUGUAGCCAGUGUCUUGCCUCAGCUCUGGUUUUGGUGUUUCCUAGAGCAAAUGACUUAACCAUUCUGUGCCUGUGUUUCAUCCUGUGUAAGGUAGACAUUCUAUAGGGUGAUCUGGAGAAUUAAAUGCUAUGACACACUUAAAGUGAGCACUCAGUUAAUGUUUGCUGUUAUUUCUAAUGGCAUCCAAACGUAGAGGGAAGUGUGGUCCUGAGAACUGAGUAUACCCAGCUUUUAGCCUGUCCUAACCUCCAGCUGAAGGUAAAGCCUUGGCUGCCUGCCACAUCCCCCCACUGCCACUGGGAGCUGGCUGGCUGCACCACUGACUGUCUCUGCUCUCUAAGAAUAGGUUUCCCUCACAGAUGGCAUCUCUCUGGAUCCUGCCAGAGCAUCUGGUGCCUCCAACUGCUCACUCCAGGGAUGAAGGCAGUGUGGUCCUUGCAGAGGGGCAGAGUGCUGGCUUCCAGCAGACCUGAGAGGAGUCCUCACUCGGCUCCCUCCUACCUGAGCCUCCAUUUCCUAAGAUCAGUAAAAGUCAUUGCCAAAGGGCCCUGGGCACACAGUAGGCAGUCCAUGAAUACUAGUUCCUUAAAUAGCACCAUGGUUUAACAUGUUUGUUUAUUAAGCACAUUCCUACAGAGCCUUCUGACAUGCAAGACUAUAAACAAUAAUAUUGUAAUUAAUAAUAUAUGUGCAUAGUACAAAACCUAAAUGGUACAAAAAGUGUGUAACAGAAAAGUCAGGUUCCCUCCUAUGCCCAAGUCCCACACUCACUGUUAGCACUUUCUAACACAGCCUUGCAGAGAUAUUCUAUGCACAGCCACCUGACUAUCUUUGUCUCAUAAGAACCUUUUACGUUACACUGUCGUCUCAACAAGUCUGGCAUUCCUCCCUGACCUCUGAAUGUUUAGUUGCUCUGUGAUUAAUAAUCUGAUAUGUAAAUGAGUCCAUUCUUUGAGCGGGUUCCCUUCAACUCCACCUCCCUCCAACUUCCCUCCCCCUAGUACCUUGGGCAGAUUCUUACUGUGAUGAGCAUGAAGAUGAACCACCAUAGAUACUCUGAGUCUUAUCAUAGAUGACACCCAACACUCAGGCCCAUGGAACUCCAAGUGAAAGGGGGAGGACAAAAACCAAAGUUAAUUUGGGGCCCUUCUGUUGCUCUGCUCCUAAAUUAGAGAUCGUUCAAUGAAUCCAUGUGAGAGCUGUGAUUCACAGGCUGAGAUGCCAAGAAACUGCCUCAUGAUGCUCACGGCUCCUGCCUUCCACAGGCUCUAGAAAGGAUCUUGGAGAUGGUGUUUCUUUCUAUAUUGUUCACUUCUCCCACUCCCAUGAGUGCAUUUUGAGUUUAUACAAGUCAGGCUUUAAACCUAAACCAGAACGUUGCUCUGUGCUCCACCUCCUGAAAUGAACUCCCCAUAUGCACCACCUGUGACUUCAGAUAAAUUACUUUCUUCAGCGGAUUAGAGAGGAUUUAUAAAAAGAAAUGUCAUUUCCCCCCUCCCUGUGUCUAGUUCCAGAUUCAUAGGGGGAGAGUGUGUCUUUCUUCAGCCUUGAAGAGCAUUUUGGGAGAGAAGUUUAAUUUUAACCAGAGGGUCUUCUGCAGGACUCACUUUAAAAAAAAAAACAAUGUGCUGAGUGCCCUGGCUGGUGUAGCUCAGUGGAUUGAGCGUGGGCCUGCGAACCAAAAGAUCGUGGUUCGAUUCCCAGUCAGGGCACAUGCCUGGGUUGCAGGCCAGUUCCCAGCAGGGGAAGCACGAGAAGCAACCAUACAUUGCUAUUUCUCUCCCUCUCUCCUUCCCUUCCCUUCUAAAGAUAAAUAAGCAAAAUUUAAAUAAAUAAAAUAAUGUGCUGACUUUCUGAAUACAUUUAAAAGGAUAAAUAGCCCUUUCAAUGCAGAGGAAAAGGAGAGACACUGUCUAGCACUAGGACUCACUUUGUGAGCUGGAGACCGCAGGGCCCCAGGCGGAGGACAGAGGGAAAGUUGGGUGCUCUUCUGAGUGUUGUUUUAGAGAGGGCUUUUAAACAGCGCCCCAUUGUUUGCACCAGGUCUCUGCACAAGGCCGCUGCAGGUGUCCUAAUCUUACAAAUAAGGCAGGAAAUGUAGGCCACGGGGUCUCUGUUGGAAACCUUGUUCUCACUGCUCUUCCAGGCUUCUCUCUUGAGCCUGUCUUUGUGGGCUGGAUGUCAGCUGACAGAAGGGCCAGGGACACACCACAUCAGCUCUUUUGAGAUACUUCUUUUUAGGGUUUUGUUUUUUUUUUUUUUAUUAUAUGCGUCAUGAACCCAUUUGGCAUCUGGUGAAACCUGUGGACCCUUCUCAGAAUGCUGGUUUGUUUGUUUGUUUUUAAUAUGUAGAAGUCUUUUUUUUUUUUAAGUCAUAUCCAACUUAUUUUCUAAGGUUUAUUUUAUUUUAUUUUUUGGAGAGGAGAAGGGUGGGAGAAAGAGAGGGUGACAAACAUCAGUGUGUGGUUGCCUCUCAUGUGCCCCAGAGUGGGGACUUGGUCCACAACCCAGAUAUGUGCCCUGACUGGGAAUCCAACCCGUGACCCUUUGGUUUGCAGGCCGAUGCUCAAUCCACUGAGCCACACCAGCCAGGGCAGAAUGCUGUUUUUAAAACUCAUAAAACAAAAUACAUAGGAUUAAAAAAGUCAACAGUUAAGCCCUGGCUGGUGUAACUCAGUGGAUUGAGUGCGGGCCUGCAAACCAAACAACCACGGUUUGAUUCCCAGUCAGGGCACAUACCUGGGUUGCAGGCCAGGUCCCAGCAGAGGACGCAUGAGAGGCAACCAUACAUUGAUAUUUCUCUCCCUCUCUCCUUCCCGUCUCCUCUAAAGAUAAAUAAGUAAAAGUCUUUAAAAUAAAAAAGACAACAGUUACAUUGAAUAUUGAAACAAUGAUCAAUGUGUUUUUAAAAUUUUUGAUUUAGUAGCAUACGUUCUUUUUUUUUAAACAUUAAAUAGCAUGAUCCAAAACCACCACGAUUUCACAGGUGCUGUAAACAUAAGCAGUAUCUCAAGAUACUGUAGCAACUGUGGCAGGAUAUGGAAAUCACUAUGAUUUCUAUCAGUGAUGAAGACCCAGCUACUGCUAACAGGCCUCUGGUUUGUUGCUGACACUUAGAAUUGAUGGAAAUGUUAUAUGUCAAUGAGAGGCUAGUGAAAAUGUAGGUGGAAUUUUUUUUUCCUGUCCAAGUUCAUGGCACUUGGGGUCAUAGAUUGCAGAUUUAGAAUUCUUGCUUGAGAGUGACCUCCCCAGCCUGACCACAUGGCAGCUGUCAUGGUUUACCAAGCCCUGAGCACAGAAAGAUGAAAGUAGCAGCUAAUGUUGGCUGGUCCCUUACUAAGUUCUCAGUGAUAUUGGAGGCUAGGAUUCAGCAGUGAAAGAAGCCAGUUGCUGCCCACCUGGGGCUUACAGUCUAGGGAGGGAAGACUGAUGAAUGAAUACAUAAGGAAGAUGAUUCCAAAGUGGUAGGCAUGCCCUGGUUGGUGUGGCUCAGUUGUUUGGAAUUGGUUGCAGAGUCAUCCUGUAAACCAGAAGGUCAUGGGUUCCAUUCCCAGUGGGGCAUAGACCUAGGUCGCAGGUUCAGUCCCCAGUCAGGGUGUGUAUGGAAGGCAACCCAAUCAAUGUUCCUGUCUCACAGCAAUGUAUUUCUCCCCUCCCUCCCUUCCCCUCUCUCUAAAAAUCAAUAGGCAUGUCCUUGGAUGAGGAUAAGAAAUAGUAACAAAGUGGUAGGCGAUAUGAGGUCCAUAGUACAGGGCAGUGUAAUAGAAUGCAUUGGAAGAGAGAACAAGAGGGUCUGUUUUCCUGGGAAGGCUUCUCUGAGGAGAUGACGUCUGUUCUGAGACCUGAAUGAUGAGAGAGUGGUGCAAAGAUGUGGAGGAAGGGUGUUCCCAGUUGUGUUCGGUCCUUUAGCUGUAAGCAUCUUUGCCACAAACAUAAACAUUUUUGUUGCAUAAAUAAUUGACCAUAAGGCUAUUUUGCCUUAUAAAAGAUAAAAUAACUGGCUGACAGUUUGAUUUGGUUGUUGGUUGGUUUGGUUUCAUUUUUCAUUGGUUUCAGACAAUGUAUUUAAGCUAGUUACCAGUUUGGUUUCAUUUCUCCAUUGAUAAAGUUCUUGCAGUUAUUCCCAAGGGAGAUAUGUUUUAAGACCUCCAGUGCAUUCCUGGAACUGAGGAUACUUCUGAACCAUGUGUGUACACACACACACAUACACGAGGUCUGUCUGGGAAAAGUCUAGCCAUUAUUAAUAUACCUAGGAUGGUUUGUGAGACAUUGAUGUAACCUGGCAGCCAAGGGGAGUGGACUGAAAUGUGCAUACAUGAACAAUGAGGACUUUGCUGUACUAGUCAGUGGGGACGGUAGAUGCUGUUGAGUGAGCAUGUGUACAGUGUGGCUAUUGCAUUUAAAAGGACUGAGUGAGUAGAGCAAUGAAUCUGCAUCAGAUUUUGCAUUAAGCUGGAACAUUCCUUUGUGGAAACUAUUCGAAUGAUUCAGAAGGCUUUGGGGGACGGUUCAAUGAAUGCAGUGCAUAUAAAAGUGUGGCACAAAUACUUCAAAGAUGGUCGAGAAUCUGUCAAAAGUAAUCCACAUUCUGGAAGGCCUGAAACAGGCAGAACACCUGAGAAUCUUGAACUUGUAUGGGCUGCAAUCAACAAAGAUCUGCAACUGAUAGUGUGAGAACUAGAACCUGAUCUGGGGAUUCCAAAACUAUGGUGUCCGAGGUUUUGAUGCAGGAUCUGGGCAUGAAACAUGUCAUGGCAAAAUUUGUUGCAAGGCUUCUACUACCAGAGCAGAAGGAAUAUUGUGCCAUAGUUGCUAAUGAUUUGAUUCAAACUGCUACCAGUGAAUCGGAUUUCCUCAAGAAGGUCAUAACCAGAGAUGAAUCAUGGGUCUAUGGCUAUGAUCCAGAAACAAAGGCCUGGUUGUUCUAAUGGAAGUCGCCUGGUUCUCCACGCCUGAAGAAGGCGCAGCAAAGUUGCAGCAAGAUCAAGACCAUGUUGACCGUGAUUUUUGAUUGGGAAGCUGUUGUUCGUCACCAGUAUGCACCCCCUGGGCCAAACAAUUAAUAAGGAGUACCACCUCAACGGUCUUCAUCAGUUGAAAGAUGCAAUACAAUGAAAACAGCCACAGUUAAGGACAGCUGGUAAUAAGCAGCUUCAUCAUGAUAACGUGUCCGUCCACUCAUGCAUCAUGUCUUAUGCAGUUUUUUGGUGAAACAUCAAUUCAUCCAGGUGACUUAGCCCCCUUACAUCCCAGAUUUGGUGCCUUACAACUUCUGGCUUUCCCCAAAACUAAAAUCACCUUUGAAAGGGAAGAGAUUUCAGACCAUUGAUGAGAUUCAGGAAAAUACAACAGGGCAGCUGAUUGUGAUUCCAACAAAGGAUUUUGCAAAGUGGUUUGACAGUGGAAGAGACGCUGAGAAAACUGCGUGAGAUCCCAAGGUGCCUACUUUGAAGGGGACUGAGGUGUUAUUGUCCUGUGUACAAUAUUUCUUGUAUCUUCUUCAGUAAAUGUCUCUAUUUUUUAUAAUACGUGGCUGUAUACUUUCUGGGCAGAUCUCUUAUGCGUGUGUAUAUAAUGUCUUUCCCUAUACAUACAUGUCUAUGAUAAAGUUUAUAAAUUGCACACAGUAAGAGAUUAACAAUAAUUUAUAGAAAAAUUACACUGUAAUAAAAGCUAUCUGAAUAUGGUUCUCUCCUAUAAUUUUUAUAUUUUUUAUUUUAAAUCUGUUCCAGAAUCUGUGUAACCAUCCCUUACAGUAAGUGGCUUGGUGUCGCUCAUUUCAGGAAAUCCCUCUGAAGUCUGUGCAGGCUUAAAUGCUUUCUGGCGCAACACAUCAUCAUCCGUUGGAACACGUUUUCUCUUCAUGUCCUCCACCCACAAAUUUAACAUCUUUUACAACUCAACCAAGCACUUAUGCACUGUGGCCAUAACUUUUGCAGUUUGAGGUGCAACAGCAAAACUAGAACACGUUUCUUGUUUUUUCUUCACAACUUCUGGAUAAAAGAUUUAUUCUUACCAUAGAUCUUGGCAACUUCAGCAUACAAUUUUUUUUCUUUCCUUACUAAGUUGAGAACUUUCCCCUAAAGGAAGCACUUUAUGGCUUCUUUUUGGCAUGUCCAAAUUGCCAGAAUCACGACUCUUGCGCUUUGGGGCCAUUAUUAAGUAAAAUAAGGGUUACUUGAUCACGAGCACUGUGAUACUGUCACAGUCUCUGACAAUUGAGAUGGCUGCGAAGUGACUGACGGGCAGGAGUGUCUACAGCCUGGAGACACUGGACAAGAGAUGACUGACAUAUGAGUGGGACAGCAGGACGGCAUGAGAUUUUAUUCACUACUCAGAACGCGCAUACAACUUAAAAUGUAUGAGUUGUUUAUUUCUGGAAUUUUCUAUUUAAUACUUUGGACCACAGUGGACCACAGGUAACUGAAGCUGUGGAAAGCAAAACUGUGGGUAAGGAGGAUGACUAUAUAUACAGGGUCCGGCAGAAGUAACGCCAUCGAGUGUGGUUGGUGGGGUAUGUGAAUGUCUCACACGAGAUGGACAGCAAUUUGAACAUUUCACCUAAAAUGUCGUGUGGUGUAUUUGAGUGUGAUAUGUUACAGAAUGUUACAUAACACAUGUUACAGAAUUACAUGCUUAGGAUUUUGUAAUAAAAGACUUUUAUGUAAUAAAAAGGGGGCAUGUUUGUGUCAGACCCUGUAUGUUUUACCUAGAGCUCUCAUAAUACAGUGACAAGUAGACUUGGUGGUGGUCUUAAAAGACCUGCCAUUUCUUCCAGAUGACGAUGAUUUGCCCCAUGAGUUGGUUUCUUAUUUUGAAAGACACUACACUGGAGGGAGAAAGAGAAGCCACGGGCCCUGUUUGAGGCAGUGGAAUUGAAUCCACAUGUCCCAUGGAAUGAAGACAAGUGCUUAGGUACAAUCUGGGAAAUAGAAUCAGUUAUUUUCGUAGUAUUGUGGUGAAUCUACACACAUUUUUAAUUUUGUUACUCAUUUUUUCAUGUUUAUGAUGUCCUUUGAAAAAAUAUUUUUAUUCUCAUUAUAUCCUUUUUAAUGUCCCUCUAUUUGUUGUGAUUUUAUCUUUUUUUAUGGCAAAAUUGCAUUAUGGUUCAUGAGUUCUACAACAAAAAUGUUUGCUGCAGAAAUGCAUGCCACAAAUAUGCAACAGCGAAAGCACCUAUAAUUGUUUACAGUACAGAAUCUGCAAAGUGCAUGAGCCUGGAGGAGGGGGAGAGCUGAAAGCAUAUAGGGCCUGGCAGGAGACCCGCGGGCUGGGGCAGAGUGCACUGGGGGGCAUGUUGGAGCUUUGGAGAUGGAGUCCUGGAGGCUAGUGGGCUUGUCAGGCAGGCUUUGUGAGCCAGAGAAGCAGUUUGGGUUUUCUUCUAAGUAUGCUGGGCAGCCUUUGGCAGGUUUAAGCAGGGGAGUGAUGUGAUAUGAUUUACAUUUUAGAAAGACCCUUCUGACUACUCGAGUGUAGGAGCCAGGCUGGAAACAAGUCCCUACUGAGGAAGCCACAGAGUGGUCCAGGUGAGAGACCAUGAUGGCCUGGACCGCACUGGGGCCCUGAGAUGGAGAAAAGUGGGCAGAUGUCGGGUAUAAUUUGGAGGGAUUCAGCAGCCCAGAACUAUGGGGGUGAGGGAGAAGGGUGUAGCAAAUUACCCUCAUGUUUCCCCUCCUUAGGCUUUACCCCCCGCAACCUUGUUCCCGCCUUGCCUCCUCAGCCCCCUAUAGUCCUCCAUGGCCCCCAUGGGGCCUGCCACCCGUCCACCAGGCCCCUGGCAUUUGGGCUUCCCAGCUGGCCCUGAUUGUUGUCGCUCCCCAGGGAGUCAUGGGAACAUACUCCCUCUACCCCUUCAACCCCCCUCUUCCCAGACAAGGCCAGGCCCUGACAAUGCCCCCUCAGCCAGCCAGUGGCCUGGACACAAGGCCCCUGUUUCGGUUCAUUGCCAGCUCCAGGAGGCCUGCUGCGUUUCCUGGCCUGUUUGGCAUAUAUAUAACUCUGGCUUCCAGCAGGGAUUUUUUUGUUGUUGUUUAAAAAAAAUCUCUGCCUCCUCCUCUCUGAAUCUCAAUAUAUUAUAAAAAGCCUUUCUCUUUCCAUCCUGAGCCCUCCCUGCUCCCCUUCCUGGCCGCAUUUGCCAUGGGCCUGCCAACCCAGGGACCAAAUGCAGGUCAGCAGGUGUCAGUGAGAAAAUGAGCAAAAGAAAGAAAAGCUGUUUGCUCCACCAUGGCCAACCUCGAAUGUGCUGGGGAUGCUGAAGAUCAUGAGAAUAAUCUGAGGCCUAUGACAUGACAGGCACUGUGCCAGACACUAUGGUGGCAAAAUAAUGAGCUAUUUUGACACCAUGUCUUAUUAUUUCUGAGACACCAUCAAAGAUGAGGUACAACAUUAUUUUGAGCCUCUAAGAAAGAAAAGAGCUACUGAGCUGAAAUGGACAUGCCAGUGAUUGUAUGAUGUACCUCAAUUUCAGAGAUGUUAAAAUAUGAAAAGAGAAAAGUCUUAGAAUCAGUGGGAUAUGGGCUUGUCUUUAGUGCAUACUUCACUGCCCUUCAGUGUAUUCCGUGCCUUGUCUCCCAGUUUGGGAGGAAGUGCAGGAUUGCUUCAGGAGAACUCUCCUGUUCUGCAGCCCAGUAAGAACAGCUUUUCUUGUCUCUUUUAGAAAAAUCCAGAAGUGCAGGCUACUUGCCUCAGUAUUUUGUCUUUCAUUCUUAAUAACAGCUGACUGUCCUAAACACUUUAAUAACUAAUUUAAUGUCCCAACAACCCAACCAAAUAGACACUUACUAUCAUCAUUAUCAUCCCCAUUUUAUAGAUGGAAAAACAGAGCCCCUCUGCUCUAAGGGUCCCCUACCAACUUACUGCACCCCUGGUCAGGGCAGGCAUAACUACUAUGUCUGUACCCGCCCAACCCCCCCCCCCAAAUAUGAUCCCUCCUCACACGCUGAGGUGAUAUAAAGAAAAGAAGUGGCACGGGGUAGACCUUGGAGAGGAGAGAGGUCCGCAGAGCACGAGCUCAGGGAGUAAAGGGGGUCGGAGGAAGGUAGGCUUGCUUUUAGACCUAAGACCUAUGUGCUUAAAUUGGACCUUAGAUGCUCUGGCCCACACCCCGCUGAACAUGAAGACCGAACUAAUAGCCAGGGAUUUGGCCAAGGCCACACAGCCAGGCAGCUGUUGGCUGGCACUAAGCCCCAUCUCUUCUGAUGCAUCACGAAUGGCCAUUUUUCUUACUCUUCCGUGCCCACAUCUCUUUAGUUACCUGCAAAGCAGAGAAGCUGUGCCGGUGCGGGUGGUUUCUUGGCAGUAAUAAUAUCAUUAAUAGUAGUUAAUAUUUACCAGGUGUUUACUCCAUGCCGGGCACAGGCAUCAGGGGUUGCAAAUUCAGGUGCCUGGAAUGACAAAUACCAAGUGAGGCAAGCCAGGCAGGGACUGUGGUGACCUGGAGGGUCAAAGGGACAGCAACUCCUGGGCUCCAGGACACCUGGCUAAUAUUGCCAGUUAUUACUAUUUUUAAUGGUAUAUUUGCAGGGUGUCCCAGUUCUCUCUCUCUCUUUUUAAAGAUUUGUUUAUUUAGUUUUAGAGAGGGGGGAAAGAGGGAGAGAAACAUCAGUGUGUGGUUGCCUCUUACACUCCCCAACUGGAGACCUGGCCCACAGCCCAGGCAUGUACCCUGACUGGCAAUCGAACCUGUGACCAUUUGGUCCACAGGCUGGCACUCAAUCCACUAAGCCACCUUAGCCAGGUAAUUACUGUUUUUUAAAAAUUGUUAUUUAUUUCUUCCAUCACUAUUUAUUCCCCCAUACCUUCCUCCACCUCCACCCACCCUCCUGCACAGGUAUUAUUGUUUUAAAAGUAAGCCAGAUAUUUGAAUUUUCACAUAGCAUUUCUCAAUUUUUUUAGAUUAAACUAAUUCAUAAUUCAGAAAAAGUACUCUGUAGGGAAGUUGUAUCACACCUGUUGACCACUUUGCAAACUCUGCUCGUCAUUUUCUCAUUUAACUUUGACACCCAUCCUGUAAAGGACCCUUUGCCCCUUGUUCUACUCAUGGAGCAAGCACAGCUCUUCAAGAGGGUAAAUCGCUUCUCAAGGUCAUCUAGCCAAGCCGAAUAGUUGGGGUCUGCAUGACUCCCACCUGUGAUAGGUGGCCUCUUGGAUGGGUGAGGGGUCUGUGUUCAGACACAGCCAGACUGGCACUGUGACCGAACAUGUCUAGCGACUGUAAGCUGUCAGUCACAGAGAACUCAUGUAGCAAGGAGGGAUCAUUCAUUCAAGACUAAUAUGAUGUUGCAGACAUAAAACUCUCCACCUCCUUCUGCCAGAACUCAACAAUGGAUGCCUCUGUGCCCUUAAUAAAAUUAAGUCACCACAGCCCUGGCCACGUAGCUCUGUUGGUCAGAGUGUCAUCCUGAUAUACCAAGGUGACAGGUUUGAUCCCUGGUCAGGGCACAUGCAAGAAUCAACCAGGGAGUGAAUAGUAAUUGAAACAACAAAUCAAUGUUUCUAUCUCUCUCUAAAAUGAAUUUUUAAAAAAUUAAGUCAUU